CAUAGCUUGUUAACCGAAUAUUUCUCCCAAAUUAGUCGUUCACCGCAGCGCGCUGGAACUCUUCUUUGUCGUGUCACGCAGCGAGCACGACUUGACCGAUCAUAAUACGUGUAGUGUCUAAUGGUUCACCGUCUGCCAGACUCUCGUCUCCUGUCCAACCUUAUAGCAUACGAAAAGGAGUAUACGAAACAUCUAUCCGCUCUUUUCCCCAUAUCACAUGCUGCUCUCGCUUCUCUUUCUGCAUUCGCCGCCGCCUCUCCUUCUGCUAAGCCCUUUUCUAAUUCUUCAGUCUCCCUAGCCCAAACUAUUGGCGCCAUCGUUGAUAUCCUCGCCGGCGCCGACGAUGCUCUUCAGCUUUACAAUCAGGCGGUCGAGAACUGGCGCGACCAGCUUGGUCAUUUGAUACAGCUCGAGGAAGACAUAGCCGCUAUUCUUCGUGACAGGGAAAUUUUAGUUACUCGCCUAAUCAAAGUUUCGAAAUCAUCCAAGGCCGCACGGGAUCCUCGUUCAUCACUGAUCUUACCAUCUGGUUCUACCUCGUUCACGUCUCUCCCUUCUACCAAUUCUACGACACAUGGCUCAUCUAGCACAAAACUUCUACAAGCUCAAGAAGAGCUACGCGCAUGUGAGGCUCAUUUGGCCACUAAAGAGCUCGAGCUAGAGGUACUUCGCAUCAGCAUAGCUAGAGAAGGUCUCGGUGCUCGCUGUCGCGCUCUUGUUGAUUGUGGCUGGGCCUGGGGCGAAAUGGGCAAGGAAGGUCUUCGCGCGUUACAGAGUCUUGGUGCUUCAAAUCCUGAUAGUCAAGUUCUAGAACAAUCAUUGGCAUCGCAUUCACAUUCACAUUCGCCCUCCGCAUCCAUCACCCUUCCUCAACAAAAGCCUUUACCCCCUCCCGCGCUGCCCCCUCAUCUCAUACAGGGCCCACUAUCAUACUCUUCCGACAUUUCCUCCCUCACACCUUCUCAAAGUGCUUCGCAACUGCACGAUGGGCCCUCCCGUGAGACGAGUCAAGAAGGCGCACUUCCUGAUCACCCCAGCCGCAAUGGUCAUGAAGAGGUGACAAUCGCUAUUCCUCCUGCGCACGCCAUCUCAGAACUUACCAUGCCCACUGGUGUCCGUUCUCCGUCCCCUCUCAGUGUCCCCUUACCUGAGAGUUCAACCGACCUUCAUACCUCUGCCUCGGAAUCCCGUCCCCUCCCGCGUAGAACCAGCACACAACAGAAGCGCCGUCCAUUAUCCAGACGUAUCACGGAGGUGGACGAAAAUGAGCACAGGGAGGGGCCUGCUGUCGUUGAAAAUCCCUACUUCCCAUCCCUUAACCACGUUCGUAGUGCAGACGAUAGCAGUGAAGAGGAGGAAACUCAAGGUCCCUUGGAGGUUGUUGAAAACAAUCCAUUCGGACAAUCGAAGCGCUUGUCCCUCCGUCACAAAGCGGCUCCAGAAACUACUGAGCACAUACCCGAGCGAGACGCCAAACAGCGGGGGCGUAAGUCAUCCAUGAGUUUCUUCGGCUCUCUGCGCGGUUUAUUCAAGACCUCGCACAAGGACCAGACUCGGGCGGAAUGGGAUGACACCACAGAAUCUCCGCGUACGAGUAAACACAACAAAGGAAAGAAGGCCUGGUCGACACGAACAGAUGCCAACUUGAAGGCUUCCAAAUCUCAAGACAGUUUAGAUUCUGAGCCCAAUGUGGUACCCAAGCCUUCCCCGUCUUCAGGGGGUGCGAAGUUGCGCAAGGGUCGAUCGCCAACGACAGCUCCUGCGUCGUUUAGUGGGUGGCAGAGUGACGGACCCCCGUCUAUAAGUCCACGCGCAAGCGUCAGACGGAAAAAGAAGAAGUCAGUUGCAGAGCUGAAGGGCAAGAACGGCGGACAUACAGAUGGCGAGCUUGACGCAAGUAAUUCAGGCUUUCCAUCUCGAACCCAGUCAGAGGUUGUUACCCAGCGUCCGUCCGCGAAGCGGCAGAUAACACCAACCUCCAGCCCUCAGGCUCAACCGCUUUCACGUGCCUCCUCAAACUCAACGCGGAAUAGCACCACGCCUGCUCCAUCUUCAUCCAAUCAGACACCAGCCAAGUCACGACAUCGCAGAGUAACUACAGACCUCUCUGGGAAGUUUGAUAGCAGCAAUGGGGAAGCGUCUAACGGAGGUUCUCCGCGACGUUCAGCCUCCCUCACGUACGGUGCUGCACCUGGGGAUUAUUCCGCAGCUGCAAAAUCGAAAUCAAAGCGUACACCCACAGCAGGGACAGUACAUCCUUCCCCAGCGAAAGGUAGCACUAGUGUCAGUCUUAUGAGCAUUGUCGAGGAUGUUGCACGACAGAAUCGCAAUACAGGGGGCACCACGAGUUCACCUCCAAGCACAACGAAACUUGAGGUUCCACGCGCCCCUAUACCAGGUGUACCUGUCAAUGUGUCGCGGUCCUCCAAGCUUUCCGAUGAUCGAUACCCUGUCCCUCGUUCAGGUUCAUUGGACAUUCCCCGUGCACCAGGGUCAGUCUUCUCCGCAUCCCAGUCACUCCCAGUCAUUUCGGGCACCCAAGGAACGACAGGACACAAAUACGAGACACCACUCAAUAGCCCAUCUACAAAAGGGAAUGGUUCAGCUUCAGCCUCUAGAAGCAAAGCCUCACGACCAGCUGUAUCACCUCUUCGUUCAGCUCUUCGAAAUUCCAGCCGUACACCUUCGCCCAGUCCAGCUCAAUUAGCAGAGAUACAGAUACGAAAACGAGGAGCUGAUGUGCGCGCCGAGGAGGAUGAUAAACCUCGUGGACGGACACCAGAGCGGGAGGAUCCCGGGGAACGUACUCCAAGACCAGCUCGACCUGAGCAAGCUACUCAACCGAACGGUGUUUUGAUAAGGGAUUCAAUUUCGAUGACAUCGAUAUCGUCAUAUGAUACGGCGCAGGAAAGUCCUGUUGAGGGAGAGCCAGCUCCUGAACCUCAAGUUCCCCCGGCUCCCCAACAUGACACCGAGUCAACAGCCUCAACUGAGACACCGCUUGCAAGACGAAAAAGUGUCCGGGUAUCUCUUCAACCGACCUUCUCUUCUACUCCACCUGCUUUGGACGAUGAUGAAGCUCACGCCCGUUAUCCCUGGAGCUCAACGAAGAAGGACAGCGACAAUCAGGAGGCUCCCAGCGAACCUGGCGUAUGGCAGGACUCGAGCGACGAAGAUGAAGAGUACAGUCGUGCACGGAAAUUGCUCAGUAGAGUCGGUAAGAAAGACAAAGGGAAGAAGAAGAAGGUAUAGCCUGUUAUUGGAUUUUGGAGGCAGUCCCGAUCAAUGCAGGUGGGCUAGAUGAGGCUCGUCGCAUCCCUUUGACGCUUGAUCGACGUUCUUUCUUCAAGUUAUUUUCAGCGAUUCGUUUGCGGUCCUUGGUUAAUCGUCACAUACUUCGCAUAUAAUUUUUUUUCAUCCUUGUGAAUAUAGUUGAGAUUUUUACUCUAUAGUUCUGAAUACAUAGACUGGAUAUUUUCUCGUUUGCC
Messenger RNA from Suillus paluster, 3488 nucleotides. RefSeq lists its product as uncharacterized. The record is from RefSeq and is a predicted model, not a curated record. The coding region runs from base 121 to 3252 and encodes 1043 amino acids. NCBI's taxonomy places the organism in Eukaryota, Fungi, Basidiomycota, Agaricomycetes, Boletales, Suillaceae. The transcript is spliced from 4 exons.